Messenger RNA from Stegostoma tigrinum, 3213 nucleotides. It is a transcript of the gene wdr32, whose product is annotated as WD repeat domain 32. Gene Ontology annotation, cellular component: Cul4-RING E3 ubiquitin ligase complex. The record is from RefSeq and is a predicted model, not a curated record. The transcript is spliced from 14 exons. NCBI's taxonomy places the organism in Eukaryota, Metazoa, Chordata, Chondrichthyes, Orectolobiformes, Stegostomatidae. Gene Ontology annotation, molecular function: protein binding. The coding region runs from base 1186 to 2583 and encodes 465 amino acids.
CGGGGCACAGGGCACGGCCCGUCGGUGAGCGUGCCCGGGUAACGGGGCACAGGGCACGGCCCGUCGGUGAGCGUGCCCGGGUAACGGGGCACGGCCCAUUCUGAAAGAGGUGUUGAGGAAAACCAAACAAAUUAAGUUUCUUCCUUUGUGUUAACAUCAAGACGGACAAGAAUAAGACCUACUUGGAAAUUGGAAUACAGUACAAAGUCUGAGAAACCUGAGCAACCUAUUGGACGAUAUCCAGUCCCAUAUAAAAAGGAUCUGCCAUAUGACAUUGUUGAACUGAUGGAGGAGGUAGAAACUAAGAGUGGUGUUUUGCCAAACAUAUUCAAGGUACUUUCCUGUCGACCUGUGGAAUUCCGGGUGUUCUUUGCAUACUACAAUGCCCUAAUGAACAAAGAAACAGGUUGUUGUGAACAGGCAGCUGGAUGAUCGGCAACAUGCCAUGUUGGAUUUUGCUCUUGCUGUGAGCAAUGCAGAAAACAUCAGUGAAGAUCAACUUAAAAAACUGGAGAUGCAUGAAUUUGACCGUGAGGAUGCUUGGGACAUUGCUGCAAUAACUGCGUUUUUCACAAUGUCCAACCGUCUAGCUCACCUUAUUGAUUUGCAUCCGUAUGAAGAAUUUUAUACACUGCGAAAAUUGCCCAGGGAGAAGGAUAAGAGUGAAGGAUGAGGGUGUUGGUGGCAAGGCCAGCAUUUAUUGCCCAGAGGCAGUUAACCACACUUGUGGAUCUGGAGUCGCAUGUAGGCCAGACAAGCGACCCACUGAAGAGAGCACACCAGCGGCCCAGUGUGAAGCAGGGGCAGGGGAAUGUGCUGGCUGCCAACAGCCUGAUGCGGAGUGUGCUGGCAGCAGCAGUGGCCUGGUGCAGAGUGUGGCGACAGCCAGCAGUCAAACCAUGUGGAGGUUCCCUGGGCUCGUCUGCUGUCGAGAGCCCUUGGAGACAGACUAUGAUGCGUAUAUGUAAUCUCUUGCCUCAUACUACCUAUUCAUUGAUUACUGUGUGGACCACGAGAACUGGAUAUUUCCCUUUCCACUCUAAGUUCCUCUGCAACUGAGAUGAGAUGCCCUGAACCCCGGUCUGAGGGGGUCGGUGUGGUGGCCCGGAACAGAGUGAGGAGACGCCAGAAACAAGGUGGUUGUGACGGUCGGUGUAUGUGCGCAGCCAGAGCUCCGGGGCCGCUAUGAGCGGGAAGACACCGCUGUCUCCGUCCCAGGAUCCAGGGCCGCCGACCCGCCGCUACCGCCCGACUGGUGUGUUCGCCUGGGUCCACGGCCGUUCGAUGGGCCGCGGCCUCGGGCCGCUGGUGGACCCCGGGCGGGAGACCUACUGCAUCAUGACCAGUCUGUACGGCUCCAUGCACCCCGCCGACUCGGUAACUCUCAGCACCAAGACCCAUGGAGCCGCCUUCAACCUGGAGUACUCACCUGACGGAUCUGUGUUAACAGUAGCAUGCGAGCAGACUGAAGUUCUUUUGUUUGACCCAGUUUCUUCAAAACACAUCAAAACUCUGUCUGAAGCUCAUGAAGAUUGUGUCAAUAACAUCAGGUUUCUUGAUAACAGGCUCUUUGCAACAUGCUCUGAUGAUACUACAGUAGCAUUGUGGGAUUUACGUAACCUCAACUCAAAAGUCUGCACGCUGCAUGGCCAUACUAGUUGGGUGAAGAACAUUGAAUAUGAUACAAAUACAAGACUGCUGGUAACAUCAGGAUUUGAUGGGAACGUAAUUACAUGGGACACAAAUAGAUGCACAGAGGAAGGCUGUCCACAUAAGAAAUUUUUCCACACCCGCUACCUGAUGCGAAUGCGUUUAACACCAGAUUGUUCAAAGAUGCUAAUAUCAACAUCAUCUGGUUAUCUUCUAAUUCUUCAUGACCUUGAUUUAACCCAAUCAUUGGAAGUUUCUAACUAUCGCAGUUUGAGAGGCAAGCGUUCUGCUUCAAAUACAGAUUUAACCAUGUCGUCUUGCAGCUUACCUGGUUUACGAUCACAACAUCAUCAAAUAAGCACAAAGCAGAACUCUGAAAAAGACCCAUCACAGUCUUGUGUUCGGAUGGAGAGAGAAGCUGAAUUUCCAAGAAAUAGCCUUGAAGUUUUAACACCAGAAAUUCCUGCAGAAAGAGAUCGAGGGAAUUGUAUCACAUCAUUACAACUGCACCCCAAAGGCUGGGCUACAUUGAUUAGAUGCACUAGCAUCACUGAUGACCAAGAGUGGACGUGCAUCUAUGAGUUUCAGGACGGGCCUCCAGUUCGUGCAUCUGCCCCUCGUUGUUCCCUCUGCCUUACGCACUAUAUUGAAGAGGCUAAUGUGGGUCGUGGUUACAUUAAGGAACUUUGCUUCAGUCCAGAUGGCCGACUGAUUUGCUCACCUUUUGGUUAUGGAAUCCGUUUGUUGGGUUUUGAUAGCAGGUGCAAUGAACUCUGUGAUUGCUUACCCAGAGAAGCCAGUACACUGCAGGAAAUCAGAACUAUUUAUUCUCAUAGUGAUGUUGUGCUUACAACGAAGUUUUCACCAACUCAUUGUCAGCUUGCCUCUGGGUGCCUUAGUGGACAAGUUUACCUAUACCAGCCAAAGUUCUGAGUGACCUGAAAUACUUACAAGAAGUGUUGAACAUCAAGUAAAAGUAAAGUAUUUCAAUAAUUAGUAAUUGAUGUUUAAAGUAUUUGAUGUCAGGGUUUAAAAAUCCAAAUUUAACAGGUUUCAGUGCAAUAUAAUAAACCAUUAAUUCUCAGCAUCAGCUGCAGAAGUACAUACUGUUUCUUCUCUUACAUUUCCUAUAAAGGAUGAUCCUUCCCUCUGCUAUUAAUGUGAGUUAUAUCAGUGCUUUGUAUGGUAAGUUUGUUUGCUUGUUUUUGUACAUGUAAUCUUGAAAAAUGCUGUUCAUUUAGUGAAAAGCCAAAUGAGUUUAAAAGCACUGUUGGUCCAUUCAUAAACAUUACGUUUCUUCAGCUUGUAUUAUAUUCAGCUUCUGUUUUUGUUCAAUUGCGAUGCUAGCAAAAAAUAUUUGUUGAUUUUUCUAUACAUAUUGUGUAACAGUGGAAUUAAAUUAUUUAAAUUCAGAUGCAAACGUACAUUGUGUUUGACAUGAAAGUUUACCUUACCAGACAUUGAAUUGGAACAGCUAGAGGAUGCAUGCAACUAACAUUAUACAUUGACAUCAAAUCCAUACGGCAAAGUGUCAGUCAACUUUUAAUAAAGUAAUUAGCAUGA